AUGUACGCUGGUUGCGCAAUAAGCAAUAACGCCACAUGGCUUCGGCUUACUCCUUGUCAGGUCAAAGCUGGAGACAAGCUCACUGCCGAGUGGCACCACACGCUCGAUUCCAAGCCCGAGACGGACAAGUCAGAUCCAAUUGACCCCGGUCAUCUGGGACCCAUCAUGGUCUACCUUGCCAGAGUCGAUGAUGCCUUGUCUACCAAAGUGACGGGACUCAAGUGGUUUAAGAUCUACGAGGAUGGUAUGGAUGCCAAUGGCGAGUGGGCCGUUACAAGACUGUAUAACAACAAGGGCCUGGUAGACUUUGUACUGCCGUCGUGCAUACCCAGUGGACAGUACCUCCUUCGCGCAGAGCUCAUUGCUCUCCAUGCCGCCUCAAACUACCCCGGUGCUCAACUCUAUAUGGAGUGUGCUCAAAUCAAUGUGACAGGAGGUGGCAGUGCCAGUCCGGCGACUGUCAGCUUUCCAGGUGCAUACAAAGCGACUGACCCGGGGAUUAAGUUUCAACUGUACUGGCCGAUCCCGACCAGCUACACAAUUCCCGGUCCGAGACCAUUCACUUGCUCUGCCAAGAUCAGGUAG
This is a messenger RNA of Alternaria viburni, 585 nucleotides long. RefSeq lists its product as uncharacterized. The transcript has 2 exons. The record is from RefSeq and is a predicted model, not a curated record. NCBI's taxonomy places the organism in Eukaryota, Fungi, Ascomycota, Dothideomycetes, Pleosporales, Pleosporaceae. Bases 1 to 585 code for a protein of 194 amino acids.